This is a messenger RNA of Pocillopora verrucosa, 1882 nucleotides long. Its product is annotated as DNA-directed RNA polymerase III subunit RPC7-like. The record is from RefSeq and is a predicted model, not a curated record. Gene Ontology annotation, cellular component: RNA polymerase III complex. Gene Ontology annotation, biological process: transcription by RNA polymerase III. NCBI's taxonomy places the organism in Eukaryota, Metazoa, Cnidaria, Anthozoa, Scleractinia, Pocilloporidae.
UCCAAGAUGGCGGGUCGAGGUCGAGGAAGAGGCAGAGGACGAGGAUUUUCCUUUGACGUAGGAGUCAUUGGCUUUAAGCGUGGGGAAGCUUUACCCGCUACAAUACAACAGCCUCCUCCACUUUACCCGCCUUUAGAUGUCAAACCAUUGCCAUUAAGACAGACAGAUGCCGAUGAAUACAUGCUUGCAUUGAAACAAGAAUUAAGAGGGUGUAUGCGUGAACUACCUUAUUUCGUGAAAGCAGAAAUUAAGUCCAAAGAUAUUGAGAGGUUUUCAGACAGAUACAGAGAAAAGAAAAAGGAAGAAUUAGAGUGGCAACCAGACUGGAGAUUAUUUCCAAAUGAGUUAAAAAUAAGAGUGAAAAAACACAGGAAUCCUAGCAAUGCAAGACCAAGAAUUGGCAAACCAGUUAAAAAGAAUAGUGUUGGUGUGGAGGCUUUGAAGCAGCUUGAGGAAAUGGUCCAGAAAGAGGGUGAUAAUGAUCAAGCUAAUGAUCAAGAGGAAGAAGGAACAGAAGGAGAAAGUGGCGAGGAAGAACUGGAAUAUGACGAAGAAGAACAGGAAGAGGAAAAUGAUUACUUGGUGUCACACUUUGAUGAUGAUGAAGAUGCCUUUAUGGAUGAUGAUGACAUGGAUGAAGGGCCAAUCUACUGAUGCUUAACAUCAUGAAGUGAAAGAAGAAAGCAAUUGGGGACAGCUUGUUUAGCUGACCUGUCCAGCCAAUUGAGAUUGUAAUAGAUUAAAAAGAGGCCAGGAGGGAGAGGCAUGCAUCUUCACAAAUGACUCGACAAAGGAUUGACAAUGGGCUCAACUGGAAAUCAAGUGAAGGAAAAGCACAGUUGGUAUUGUGUUACUACUGCUCUUUCACAUAAAAAAGUCUUCUAUCCCUUUCUGAGGAUUCAUUUUUACAUGGCUCAAUGACUGCACAGUAUCUUAAUGAUCAAUCAGAAAAUGAUAGAUGGCAAUCUUUAUAAAGAAGAAGGAAAGUCACGAAUACCAAGUAUACAAUUUGCGUACAAUGCACCAGAAGAUUUUGGACUAUGGCAAAUAAAAGGUGGUUGAAUGUAUGAAAACCAAUGAUAAAGAACUGAUGGAAAUGUCUUUUAAAAAACAAAUCAUCUGAUAAAAGGAAAGGAGAAGCAUUGAUCUUGCCUAUGUUGUGGAAAAGUGAUGACUGAACUCACUAAUUUUUUCUUACACCUUUUGUCUUUGAUGCUAUUUGGCAUUCAGAGUUCUACGGCGUGUUCAAGUUGAUUGCCCUUGCAUAACACAGCUGCUGGUCUGUAGGAGAGUACUGAAUUGCUUUGUCAAUUAUAUAGAGAUUGUCAAUCUCUACAUUGGUUUUCAAUCCAUUAUUUCCACUCCACCAUGUUCCAAUUUGAGUUUUUCCACUCAUUCCAUCAUAGGAACUUCCCCCUUCCACAGAGUUGUCUUUUUUACCAUUGACAAAUAUUUUUCUGAGGAGAUUAACAAGAUUGGUGUAACUAAAAUUAAUAGUUAUUUCUCAGUUAAAACAAGUUCCUUUUCUUGUAGACUUGACAAGGACUUUCUGGUAUAAUAAACAAAUAUAAAUAAUUAUCAAUUGACCAAUUUGGCUCUCGCUUGCUUUUAAUGAAAAGAAUUCCUGUAAAGAAAAUUCUGCCAUGAGGGCCUUGCCCACUGUACAAGCAGGGGCCAGAAAAGCUGCACAGCCCAGCAUACUAAAAAAGAGGAAAGAGGAAAGGAAGGAAGAGAACAAGUAGUUGUCACGUGACAAAGUGUUUAUAAAGUGAGCAUAGAGCAUCUAUCUCACCGCAUUCCAUUAGCUUUAGUCCAAGUCCAUGUGAUGUGGUACCAUCUUCCAUAUUCAAGUGCAUCUUUUCCCAUAAGGUCAUUUGUAUAG